UUCAGCCUGGAGGAGACCGAGGGGAGAUCUCAUGGCGGCUACAGCUUCCUCACAAGGGGAGGAGGAGGGGCAGGCACCGAACUCUGGCGACUAAUGACAGAACGCAAGGGAAUGGCAGGAAGAUGUGCUGGGGAGGUUUAGGUUGGACAUUAGGAGAAGGUUCUUCACCCAGAGGGUGCUGGACACUGGAACAGGCUCCCCAGGGAGGUGUCACGGUCCCAAGCCUGACAGUGUUCAAGAAGAGACUGGACAACACCCUCAGACACAUAGUAUGAUCUGUGGGGUUGUCACAUGCAGGGACAGGAGUUGGACUCAGUGUUCUUGUGGGUCCCUUCCAACUUAGGACGUUCUAUGAUUCUAAGAUGACAAGCCAAUAAUAAUCACAACGGAAGGUUUCAAAAAUACGGGCUGAGGGUCAACAGUAGAGACAUACUCUGUCUUCAUACUCUGUCUUCUUGGGGAAAUAGAAUAAAAAAAAGGAAAACCUUCCUGCAACAAAGCAGCCCUUUCCCAGUAGGAGCAGCUGCCAUGAACUGUUCUACAGCAGACAUGAGAGAGAACUUGUACAGAAGGCAAAUAAUGUAAGGAAAAAUAACUUGUUCCAAGUCUCAUGGACCAAAUGCAGUAAAGGGCACUGCCUUGACCCCUUUCUGCCGCUAUCUAUAAAACCAAAGAGAAAUCCCCAUAUUAUCAGCAUUCACCAAUGGUUCAUUAAAUCAGACUCAUUCUUAAAAUUCCUGUACUGAGCUCACACUUUUCACAGGUUUUCUACUAGUAUAGCCAUGCUGGCUAAAAAUACUAUUUUUUUCCUUCCUUACUGGUAUAUUUGAACAACUCUUGCCUUAGGUGUGUUUAUAGUACAUAGUAUAAUACAGUUUAUAACUUACAAAGGUUACAAAUGGGUCUUAGCCUGCAUGACUGUGCUUUAAAAUGCUUCUGCAGCCAGGUCUUUGCUUGGGAAAACUGGUACCUCACUCAGGCAUAAAUUUUGCCCCCUUGGCCCUGCAGAGGCCAGCUGUUCGCUUCCAUUUCCCCCCAUGGCUCAGACCAAGGGGCACUCCUGGCCUGCUAUGAUUCUCAGCAAGCACAAGUUUUUGAACGACUAAGCUAAUGUCUAGUACUGAUCAAACAAACUCCAUCCUCGUCCGUGCAGGUGUCACAGCAGCAUGUUCUCCAGUGCUUUUGCUUGUAGAAACACUUGAACAUGGAAACAUCUAGCUGGGCCUUUCAUGGCACCAUGCAGGCUGCUGGUAAGCUUCCUUCCUUGGGUUUAAUGCAUAUUCAGAGCAGCGAGACAUGCCCCACCAGUUGGGAAUCUCUGUGGUACCACUUGUUGCCCGUUUAAAACCAUGUUGUAAUAUAUCCAUGUCAAUUCAUAUAACUGGACCACCUCCAGGAGGGUCCUGUUACUAUGAUUAAUGCAGAAUAAACCUUGCAUGGUAUAGCAGGUGAGCCCUUUAAUGCUCUGCUGCUGUUUUCCUGCUGUUUUGUUGCCCUUCCUUCAGUCAGAAUUGGUGCUGUCUGAGGCUGAUGAAGAGAGCUGUGUAGGAAUAGCUCUUUCUCAUAAUGAGAAUGGAUGACACAAAAAAGCAUGCUUGGUAAUGUUUCCUAGAACAGUUUUUGUUUAUUGCUUACCAUUCUAGUUUUCCAAUUAGGUAGAAAUCUACUGAGCUACGUGGUAUUGUGGGGGUUUUUUUUAAUGGUUUGUGGCAGGAGGAGGGAGAACCAUGGGUCAAAUUCCCUGAGUUCUCCAUUUUGAGUCAUUUUAGAUCUUCCUGUUGUACAUUUAUUGUAGAUGGGCACUGUAAUGGUCUUGAGAGAUCCUAUAGCAAUCUUUGUACUUUUGUGUUUGGUAUUAAACCAUUCAUCUCUGAUGUACCAGACUGUUGUUACCCCUCACUAUAUUGCCUUUGGUGCCUUUGACAACCUGAAAAAGAGAGUUACUAGAUUGUGCUCCUGGCCCCUUCACUCCAGUAUGUGCCAAAACAGACAAGUUGCCUGACCAUGGACUUCAUUGACUCUAGAACUGAAGUCGCAGAUGAAGGAGGCCAUGAAGUCUACAGAAGCGCAGGAAAUACAGAAAGAUUGAUUUGAGCAGAGAUAGAUAAAAGAAAAAUAAGGCAGGUAAGAAUACACCUUCUGCACGGCUGCAGUCGUGAGAUUCAGAAGUAAGGGCAUCAGAAGAAAUGGGACAACAAGGAGAAAAAGUAUUUCUGUAAUCAAUUGAAUUAAUGAAGCCAGUUUUCUCAGAGGGUUGGUUUUGGUUGUUUUUUUCCUUCCCAGAAUGACUCCAGCACUGCUCAUGAUCACUGUGGUACCCCAAUGCAGAGAGAGAUAGAUUGUGCUUUAAUAGUACUACAUGUACAGUUGAUCAGCUGGCUGGUGCCACACAGUUCAGCAGAGUUUGCCUUGCCUUUUUCUGGUGGGGACCACUUCCUUGGGCCUCUAUUGUCUACCCAGCUGCUGAUUUUCACAAAUUGUGCCUAGGUGUCGUUAUCUUUGAGUGUGUUAUUCUGCCAGAUCUGUCUGAAACUGGACAUUUGCAUAAAGCUCUUUUCUUUAAAAAGCAGGCUAAAAAUAAAUCAUAGAGAGGAGUCACACUUCGCUUACUAAAGCAUACAAAUUAAAAAAAAAAAAAAAACAAGAACAAAAACCAAAAAACUAGCAGACAGAAAUAAAAUUGGCAGGGAACUGAAAGAGACAAGAUUUAACAACGUGUCUCUACAGUCUGAGGUGAUGCUAUGCACUAAGUGCCGUUACAAGACCAAGGAGCACUCCUAAGCUACAUUAUUAGGCUUGCAAAGAAGGAGGCACACAGGACAGAGCAAAGUUAAGCACCUCCCAGGCUACAGUGCCCCCAGCCCCAGAAUUAGCACUGUAUAUAAGAGAGGACAGAUAGCCAACAGGAUAAUAGCUUGAUAACCAACAAGCAAAACUAGGAGUGCUGAACGAAAAACUUGCAAAGUGGGUGUAAGAAGCUGGACUGACUGCAUUAACAAAGCGAACAUUAACAUGAACAGACUGACAGCUGGACUCCACAUUCCCCAUCUGGCUGUUUUUAAGAGGACCUGGUCUUCUAGAAGCAAAGACUGAGCCACGUCUUGUAACAUGCCCUUACCAGGUCAGAUUGUUUUGCCCUUCUUCUGUUAUUGCUAGUCAGCUGUUCCUAGCAUUUAAUAUACAUUAUAGUAAUGAAUGCUAUGUUUUCCAAUUUCAUGCUAUUCUGGGCAGCAUGAUAAGAAGACAAUAUUGGACAGGCCAUAGGCCAGAACAGAGAUGUGAAUACCAUUUUUACCUAGAGAAAGAUACUGGGGGUUUUUGUUUUCUCGCAGUGGCUAUUCCUUUUCUGAAGCAGCCUCCUGGACAAAGGCAGGCAGUGGCUGGGGAGUUAAGGGAAGGGCUGAAUGCAGUCCAAAACAUGUGGUAACUAAGCAGCAGGACUCAAAAGCCUUUCCUGAAAGACAACAUAGAGACUCACCUCUUCCUUUUUUUCCAAGGAGGCGGCUCCCAUUGCACUGUUUUCCUAACAAAAGAAGUUACAGUCUUAAGGAAAAGACUUCUUUCAGGAUGAAAACUAGAAAGAAAGAGAGGGGCAAGAAGAUACCAGAAGAACUGUCCUCAUAUGUUACUAUAGAUCUCCCUGGCUUUGCUCCCAGCCCACUUGAAGGCAGGAAUGCCAUCUGUGCAGGUGAGCAUGCAGAAAGGCUUGAAGAUGGCUUCUUAAACAAUGAUAAUACAAGAAAAGAAAAAUACCCAGUUUUGCGACAAGUGUCUUGUCAUUCCCUGUGUAAAACCACUAUAGAGGACUCAAACCCAAAGAUCUCCCAAACAUCUUUGAUCCCACAGGCAGAUGAGGACUCACCGCUGAACACAUUGAAUAAGUCUGUGGCUGCCAACAUGUUGCAGGAACUUGGAGACAAGUUGCAGCUCCUUACUAGGUAUAAGACUGGUUUCCAUCAGGAACUUGUGAAUGUGCUAACUUGUACCUGGAGAGAACUCACUGAGGCGGUUGAUGGCCAUAAAUGGCACCAGAAGUCACUAGUGUACAAAAGUGUGAGAUCCAGGAGAAGCCAGGCCUCAGAGGAGGUUAAGAGUGGUGCUCCAGGGUCCAAAUGUAGUGAGUGUGAACUCACUGCCAUCAGAAAAGAAAAAUACAAAAACAGCUUUGCUUUAGCAGCCUGCACUGUGAAGGAAAAAAGAAAACCUGAGACAGCAUCCAGCAUGCCUGUAGGAAGUGAAGCUCCUGUUGUGCAAAAUGAUGCUGGCCAGUCACCUGCCACCAUCAGCUUCUCACUCUCAUCCAACAUCUGUGAGGAAAGAGGUUGGAUUUCCCAACUUUCUGAGUCAAAUUCUGAAGAUAUUGACCAGAAGCUGCCUUAUGUGUGGACACCAGAGAGGCUAGAACAAAUUAGAAACCAAAUAGAAGAACGAACAUCCAAGCUGAAAGAAGUGGGGUUUGACAAACCAAUUAAACUCCGGCAUUAUGGUGAUCACAGAGAAGAAACUUUCUUCAAGACAUGGAAGGGUCCGACUAACGUGACUGUCACACCAGAGCUGACACAUGGGAAACCUCAGAUCCCAGUGGUCAAGAAAGCAGACACAGCACAGAGAAAACUGCACUAUGGGUUGAAUGAUGGCUCUUCUUUCAUCUAAUAUCCUUUCAGUCUACACAGCACGUGUGAAUUCUAGCAAGAUUGUGAUGAGUAGUGGGAGAACUACAGUGGAAAGACUCUGACUUCACAUGUAUCUGAACAGCUUCCAAGACUCAGCUACAUGAAAAAAGAA
Molecule: messenger RNA, 4785 nt
Organism: Columba livia (rock pigeon)
Lineage: Eukaryota; Metazoa; Chordata; Aves; Columbiformes; Columbidae
Exons: 6
Coding region: 3568-4653 (361 amino acids)
Source: RefSeq, a predicted model, not a curated record